CGGGUGAAUGAAACACGCACAUCUGAGUUUGCUGGGAGGCGAGAUUACGUCAUCUGGGAAGACGCUGGUUUUCAGCUCGGGAUCAGCCUACUAGUAACUCAUGGGAAGUUGUUUCUCCACUAAAAACCUAUUUUAAAAACUUUUACGAAAGCUUUUGUUAAACAUUCCUCGGCUCGUUUUUUUUUUUGUUUUGGUUUUUGUUUUUGUUAAAUCACAGCUAAACGAUGUCGUUUGUCCCCGGUCAACCAGUGACUGCAGUUGUGCAAAGAAUUGAAAUCCAGAAGCUGCGCGAAGGAGAAAACCUGAUUCUGGGCUUCAGCAUCGGAGGCGGUAUCGACCAGGACCCCGGGCAGAACCCCUUCUCUGAGGACAAGUCAGAUAAGGGAAUCUAUGUGACCAGGAUAACUCCAGGAGGACCAGCAGAAGUUGCAGGGUUGAGGAUAGGAGACAAAAUCAUGCAGGUGAACGGCUGGGAUAUGACCAUGGUGACUCACGACCAGGCUCGUAAAAAGCUGACAAAGAAGAGGGAAGACGUGGUCAGGCUACUGAUAACCAGGAAGUCCCUGGAAGAAGCGGUUAAACAUUCAAAGGGGAGUCAUCCCAGACAGUGAUCUGCCUGCACAGACCAAUGCGAGGACAGCAAAGGACCGGGUAGUUUUUACAAACGCUGCAGACGUCUCCAAAUGCAGCUGCCCUGUGGCCCGUAAAGCUACAUCAAUGCAAAGAAAACAAAACAGAUUCAAGUCCAUCCAUUUAACGUUUGGAGACUUAUUGAGUUAUCUGAGGCUCGAGUGUAAUCCCAAUUGCUAUAAACUUAUUAGCUUUCCCUUUAAGAUCUAUUCCUACUUUUUGUAGCUCAGUAAUGAAAUCACCUGAACAGUGAAGUGAGUUUGAUCUUCACACUACAGCACACGAAUGUAAUUCCAGGUUUACCUUUUGUAACUUUUGACCACUGGCAGAACAAAUACAAAGAAAUGUUGAUUGUGUUGAUGAGUGUUAAACAAAAUGAUUCCUUCAUGUUGAUUUAGCUGAUGUUUGUUAAAUUAAUCUCGGUAGCAUUCAGAUACCGGAUACUGCAACUAAAUCGUAUUGAUCACACUUAACGAUCAGUUUUCCUCUUAUCUAAAGCAAAGAACCAAUAUUCUGCUAUCCAGAAUAAACGCCAAAGUUAAAGCCAAAAUGCAGGAUUUAUGAUAUUUUUUUCCCCUUUUAACUGAUAGAGUAUGCUGUGUAAGUAUCAUGGUUUAUUAUUAUUUACUGGUCAUUUUCUUGCUUUGAGUCGAUAAACUUUUUACAUCUGAUUAAAGAGACUGAAAAUCUAAAACGAGUUGUUUACACAAACAGUAUUUUUAAUACAUAUAUAUUUGGAUGGCACCAGUCAUGGUUUUUCAGUAAUUUAUUGUAUACAUUUUCCAUCUGCCUUGACAUUUAUCAGGUUAAGAAUUGAGAAUCGUUCUCAUAUUUUUAUUCAUUAGUUUCUGGACAGGAAAAAGUGCAGAGAGAGAAGGGGAACACAUGCAACGGGAAUCAAACCGGGGACUUUAGUCCCCCUGCUCUAAGAAUGAACUAUGUGUUUUAUCAGAAAUGUUUCCCACUGAAACUGGCUUUGUACAGCUAAAAUCAAAUCAAGAAAUGUUUUUAAACGCAAAAACAAGUUCAAUAUAUUAAACUAGCACCUAAAACAAA
Messenger RNA from Poecilia reticulata (guppy), 1686 nucleotides. It is a transcript of the gene tax1bp3, whose product is annotated as Tax1 (human T-cell leukemia virus type I) binding protein 3. The record is from RefSeq and is a predicted model, not a curated record. Gene Ontology annotation, biological process: neurotransmitter receptor transport postsynaptic membrane to endosome; cell-cell adhesion; embryo development. Gene Ontology annotation, cellular component: postsynaptic membrane; basolateral plasma membrane; postsynaptic density. NCBI's taxonomy places the organism in Eukaryota, Metazoa, Chordata, Actinopteri, Cyprinodontiformes, Poeciliidae. Gene Ontology annotation, molecular function: protein kinase binding.